AUGUCUUUCUUAAGUUCUUUCACUUAUUUUAUUUUCUCUUUAUACAUUUUUUUGGUCAUUUCUAAAUGUCACUGUGAUGUUAAUGCUAGCCAUAUCACAUCAAAACUAGUGAUUGAUGCUGGUUCUGGAAGGCUUAUUCCGGAUACUUUUUUUGGAGCAUUUUUUGAAGAGAUUAAUCACGCAGGAGCUGGAGGAUUAUGGGCAGAACUUGUGAAUAAUAGAGGUUUUGAAGCAGAAAGUUCCAUUAAUGGGACCUCAAAUAUUUAUCCAUGGACAAUUAUUGGAGAAAAUCAAUCAUCCAUUAUUGUAUCAACAGAACGUUCUUCUUGUUUUGAACGUAACAAAAUUGCAUUACGUAUGGAUGUUCUCUGUCAUAAAAAAUCUUGUCCACAUGGUGGUGUUGGUAUUUCCAAUCCAGGUUUUUGGGGAAUGAAUAUUAUGGAAGGGAAGAAAUAUAAAGUAGUGUUCUAUGUUAGAUCACUUGGUCCAAUUAAAUUACAAGUUUCAUUUGUUGGAUCUGAUAAUGGUGUCAAAUUAGCUUCAAAAAAAAUAAGAGCUUCUGGAGUUAAUGUUACAAAGUGGAGUAAGAUGGAAACAAUUCUUGAAGCCAAAAGUACUAAUCAUAAUUCAAAUCUACAAAUAACAACAACCAAAAAAGGAGUAUUAUGGUUAGAUCAAGUCUCAGCCAUGCCUUUAGAUACAUAUAAGGGUCAUGGUUUUAGAAAUGACCUUUUUCAAAUGGUGGCAGAUUUAAAGCCAAAAACUUUUAGAUUCCCAGGUGGUUGUUAUGUUGAGGGAAAUUAUCUAAAAAAUGCAUUUAGGUGGAAAGAUACAGUUGGAGCAUGGGAAGAGAGACCUGGCCACUAUAAUGAUAUGUGGAAGUAUUGGACCGAUGAUGGAUUUGGUUAUUUUGAAGGACUUCAAUUAUCAGAGGAUCUUGGUGCAUAUCCAAUAUGGGUGUUUAAUAAUGGUAUUAGUCACCAUGAUGAAAUUAAUACGUCUGAAAUUUCACCAUUUGUACAAGAAGCUCUAGAUGGUAUUGAGUUUGCUAGAGGUUCUACUCAAUCAAAAUGGGGUUCUCUUAGAGCUUCCAUGGGACAUCCAAAGCCAUUUGAUUUGAGAUAUGUUGGAGUUGGAAAUGAAGAUUGUGGUAAAUAUAACUAUCUAGGAAAUUAUCUCCAGUUCUAUAAAGCUAUAAAAUAUAGAUAUCCUGAUAUUCAGAUCAUCUCAAAUUGUGACGGUUCUCAAUAUCCAUUAAAUCAUCCCGCCGAUCUUUAUGAUUUUCAUAUUUAUACAAAUUCUAAGGACAUGUUUUCCCAAUAUACCAAGUUCGAUAAAGCACCACGAUCUGGUCCAAAGGCAUAUGUUAGUGAGUAUGCUGUUUGGAGGGAAGAUGCAGGUAAUGGAAGCCUUUAUGCAGCUUUGGCUGAAGCUGCAUUUCUUAUUGGACUCGAAAAAAAUAGUGAUGUUGUCAGCAUGGUUGCCUAUGCACCCCUCUUUGUAAACACAAAUGACAAAUAUUGGAUUCCUGAUGCAAUUGUAUUCAACUCUUAUCAAAAUUAUGGAACUCCAAGUUAUUGGCUCCAACAAUUUUUUAUUGAUUCUAAUGGAGCAACCUUUCUUAAUUCAACUCUCCACAACUCUUCUAGCUCAAUUGUUGCCUCAGCAAUUCAGUAUAAAAAUUCUCAAGAUGGGAAGAAUUAUCUAAAAGUCAAGGUAGUAAAUUUUGGAAACUCGACUGAGUAUUUAGAGAUUUUAAUAAAUAAUUUAAAAUCAAAUGUGCAACAAUCUGGUUCAUCAAAAGUGAUGCUUACAUCCUCGAAUAAAAUGGAUGAAAAUUCUUUCUCCGAACCAACAAAGAUUGUGCCCAAAAGAACUUCACUUGAAAAUGCAAGAAAUGACAUGAAUGUUGAACUUGCUCCCUAUUCAGUUACAUCAUUUGAUUUAUUAAUUUAA
This is a messenger RNA of Vicia faba (fava bean), 1956 nucleotides long. The record is from the annotation of a GenBank genome assembly. NCBI's taxonomy places the organism in Eukaryota, Viridiplantae, Streptophyta, Magnoliopsida, Fabales, Fabaceae.